AAUUUUUAAACGAGGAUAAUUGUAUCUGACUUUCUGUUGUCGGCAGAUACAGAGACAGAGGGGGCAUCUGCGCCAGAAAAUCGGAGCUUCAGAGAGAGAGGGGCUAUGGCGACACUCAUAAGCAGCUUCAUAUCAACGUUCAUGGCGGGCCAUGCCAACUCCAGGUGUUAUUUCUGGAAACCCUCGACGCCUUUUUCUACACAAGUUGUCCGCCCAAAUGUUCGAGCGUCUCCGGCUGCCGUCCUCAAAACUAGGCCGGAGCCUAUUGCAGUUGAAAGAGAGGCCAGCACGAGCAAGAACAUUUUGGCUUGUCCCAUCUGUUAUGACCCGUUGAUGUGGAAUGGUGAUCCAGGCUUAUCUGUAGAACCUGCACCUAGGUCCACUUUAAAAUGCAGCACUUGUAAGAAGACUUACUUUGGCAAUGAAACAUAUAUUGACCUGACAUUAGCUGGUGGGGCCAAGGACUAUGCUGAAGCAAUGCCUGCUUCCACUGAGAUUUUUAGGACUAGAUUGGUAUCAUUUCUCUAUGAGAGGGGCUGGCGUCAAAAUUUUAUAUUUAGUGGUUUCCCAGGGCCAGAGAAGGAGUUUGAAAUGACAAGGAAUUACCUCACACCGAUCUUAGGUGGAACAAUUAUUGAUGCCAGUUGCGGGAGUGGUUUGUUUUCGAGACUUUUUGCCAAGAGUGGAUUAUUUUCUCUGGUUGUUGCUUUGGACUUCUCAGAGAACAUGUUGCAGCAGUGUUAUGAAUUUCUUAAGCAGGAUGAAAGCUUUCCCAAAGAGGACUUAAUCUUGGUAAGGGCUGAUAUAUCUCGACUCCCAUUUGUUUCAAGUUCUGUUGAUGCUGUGCAUGCUGGUGCUGCUUUGCACUGUUGGCCUUCACCCUCGGCAGCUGUAGCUGAAAUAAGUCGAGUUUUGCGACCUGGUGGAGUUUUUGUUGCUACUACAAGCAUAUAUGAUGGGCCGUUUGCUAUGUUUCCAUUUUCACAGACACUACGCCAGUUGGAAGAAUGACUUCUUCUCCAAACUUGGUGCUCAUCCUCUGCAAUCCUGCAUUCAAUCUGCACUUUAUGAUUUGCAGUGGAAUUUGAAUUCUUGAAAAAGCAACAUUUCAGGACUUACGUGAAAAUCACAUAGCAUGCCCUAUGCAUCUGUAGUUGGGCAACAAAUAUUUUGACAAGUUCGUCCAUUUUGUCAUUAGCUUUACUUUUAAGUGUUUGAACUUUCUUUCUGGACUUGUGUCGACUUUUAUCUGACUGGUGGUGGAUAAUUUUUUUUCCCUUCGUAGAACAUUGUGCGAUUCUCAGGCAGCCGCAUCUUUUUAUCUGAAAAUGAACUGGAAGGUCUUUGCAGAUCUUGCGGGCUACUGGGUUUUACUAGCGAGAGGAAUGGGCCUUUUGUUAUGAUCUCUGCUACAAAACCGAGCUAAGCAUAUGGUUCUUUGUGCCUAUGCCUCUUUGCCUCAAUUUUUCAGAAUUUAUUAAGUUCAUUUUUAUUUGGACGUUUACUGCAGAAAGCUAAACUUGUGUGUGUUUCUUGUAUAUGAAGGUUAUGUUUAAAUUGUUGAGGUUUUAUCACCCACAUCUGUAAAAAUUAGGUCAUUCAUGGAUGGAAAAGACUUAUAGAGUGCAGUGAACGGGGUGAAAGGUUGUUUUAUAUGUUGUUGCCCAUGGAUUAUGUCUUAUUUAAAGUUUGCCAGUUUAAAAGAUGGCUUUGUUAAACUA
Malania oleifera is the source of this 1721-nucleotide messenger RNA. RefSeq lists its product as uncharacterized. The record is from RefSeq and is a predicted model, not a curated record. The transcript has 8 exons. Lineage: Eukaryota; Viridiplantae; Streptophyta; Magnoliopsida; Santalales; Ximeniaceae. Gene Ontology annotation, molecular function: S-adenosylmethionine-dependent methyltransferase activity. The coding region runs from base 106 to 1011 and encodes 301 amino acids.